GAUAACUCUUCUGUCAGCAGGUGGCGGUAAUGCGCUGAGUUCCGUUAGGGACACAGCAGAGGAAGUUCGAACUGGUAGCUUUCAGGCAGGAGUUUAAAUGAAAGAUGGAUCAGAAAAUUCCUUAUGAUGAUUAUCAGCUGCCAGUGGUGUUCCUGCCCUCUUAUGAGAACCCACCGGCGUGGAUUCCCCCUCAGGAGCGUGUUCAUCACCCAGACUACAACAACGAGCUCACCCAGUUCCUGCCUCGUACCAUUGUGUUGAAGAAACCCCCAGGAGCCCAGCUAGGUUUCAACAUACGUGGAGGCAAAGCAUCACAACUAGGAAUCUUUAUAUCUAAGGUUGUCCCGGAUUCAGAUGCUCAUAGAGCAGGACUUCAGGAAGGAGAUCAGGUUCUUUCUGUGAAUGAUGUGGAUUUCCAAGACAUAGAACACUCCAGAGUAAGUUGUAGCACAACUCGUAAAGUUUAA
Molecule: messenger RNA, 467 nt
Organism: Cyprinodon variegatus (sheepshead minnow)
Lineage: Eukaryota; Metazoa; Chordata; Actinopteri; Cyprinodontiformes; Cyprinodontidae
Gene: pdzd11
Product: PDZ domain containing 11
Exons: 4
Coding region: 105-467 (120 amino acids)
Biological process (GO): neurotransmitter secretion; maintenance of epithelial cell apical/basal polarity; protein localization to basolateral plasma membrane
Cellular component (GO): cell-cell junction; synapse; basolateral plasma membrane
Molecular function (GO): protein binding
Source: RefSeq, a predicted model, not a curated record